CACACACACACACACACACACACACACACACACACACACACACACACACACACACACACACAAAUAUUGGAAAUGAGCUCAUAUUGAGUUUUCAUGAUGUUGUUUUAGGAAUUCUUGUGUGAUCCUUUUGUGCUUCCAUAAAGUAUACAUAGAUUUUUAUACAGUAAAUACAUGUUUCUACUGUUAUUUACAUGGAAAAGUCUCUAAAACACUGUUGAUCUUUGAAACUCUGCACUAAAACAUAUAUUUUGGAUUUUCCCUUUGUAACAGAUAAAACAACACAACCCUGGCAACAGCAGAUUUUUGAAAAACAGCCAGUUGUGCAACUGAGCAUAGUAGCAAAGGACAGCAAACAUGCAAAAGUACUUCCCUUCCUCAUGUAAAUCUGGAUUCUGCAAAAAAAAAAGAAAAAAAAAGGGGACAUCCCACUGCUAGGUAAAUGUAACAGUGACGCAAAUUGCACAAAUAGCUCCAGAUAAAAGUGCUGCAAGCAGAAAGCUUGACAGAUGGGAUCAUUAUUUUAUCAAGAAAAAGGAGAUUUCUUGGAUUUCUUCAAGCGGCUUGAGGAUGUGGACGUUGGGCCUUCAGGUAGUGGCCUUCUGUGUUCUCCUACAGAUGUCAAGCUGUUCAUUGUGCCUCAUAAAGGGCUCAGUAGCCAUCUGUACCAUGAAGAACCUACGCUGGGUUCCUCCUCUCCCUCCUCACAUCACACACCUGCAACUGCAGAUGAACUGCAUCAGGGAGAUCAAUGCUACCUCCCUGUCAGGCCUGGAGGAGCUGCAGGAGCUGGACCUUGGACAACAGCUUGUGCCGCUCAUCAUUAGGAACAAUGCCUUCAGCAGACAAAGAUGUCUGAGGAGGCUGCUGCUCGGCUUCAACCUUGGACUUCAACUAGAACCGCAGGCCUUUGAGGGAUUGUCCAGUUUACAGAAUCUCCACUUGGAUUACUGCUCACUCACAGAAUCUAUACUGAAGGACAAUUACCUUGAGCAACUUUCAUCCCUGCAAACUCUUGACCUGUUUGGUAACAAGAUAAAUAGACUCCAGCCUUCACUGUUCUUUGCAAACAUGACUAAUUUGAAUGAACUGAAUCUCAAACUGAAUCAAAUCGACCAAAUUUGUGAGUCAGAUCUUGUUGGUUUCCAGGGAAAGCACUUUACAAUCCUGAACUUGAACUCUAUCGGCCUUAAAGCGAUGUCUAAUGACAGCUUCGACUGGCAGAAAUGUGGGAAUCCUUUCAGAGGAAUGUCUUUUCAGACACUCAAUACCUAGACUAUAACGGAGGAACAAUCAAGUAGGGUGUGUAAUGAUUUAUAUGUUGUCGAAUAAAAUAAUGCAUUUGCGUUUCAUUCUGUUUGAUCUGAAUUUGUAAAAAUGCCUGAUUAUGCUACUGGAAAAAAAAACUUUUUCAGGUAAUGUAAUAAAAUCCUAUUUUCAUUU
Messenger RNA from Amphiprion ocellaris (clown anemonefish), 1440 nucleotides. RefSeq names its product toll-like receptor 5. NCBI's taxonomy places the organism in Eukaryota, Metazoa, Chordata, Actinopteri, Pomacentridae. Gene Ontology annotation, molecular function: protein binding. The record is from RefSeq and is a predicted model, not a curated record. The coding region runs from base 568 to 1272 and encodes 234 amino acids. The transcript has 2 exons. Gene Ontology annotation, cellular component: plasma membrane.